AUAGUUUGCUAAAUGAUGGUACGUGUAUGAAACAGAAGCUGUAUAUAAGUGUUCAUUGGGAUCACCUGUUUUGGUGCGCAACUUCUUAGAUAGUGAAGUAUUCCUUAGCUUUCUAGCUAGCUAGCUAGCUUAUCUCCUAAAGAUUAGGAUACUAUUAAUUAGUUUUAGGUAGCUAGAUAUUCUUAUAAUGCCUAGAACAUCAGCAAGUGCGCCAAGAGAUCCAUUAGUAUUAGGUGGAGUUAUUGGUGAUGUUUUAGAGCCAUUCGAAAGAUCCGUCACUCUCAAAAUCAGCUUUAACAAUAGAAAUGUUAAUAAUGGAGGAGAUUUUAGGCCAUCACAAGUUGUUAACCAACCUAGGGUCGAAGUCGGAGGUGAUGACCUUAGGACUUGCUAUACCUUGGUAAUGGUAGAUCCAGAUGCUCCUAGCCCAAGUAACCCGCAUCAAAGAGAGUACUUGCACUGGUUGGUGACUGAUAUUCCCGGAACCACAAGUGCAUCAUUUGGAGAAGAGAUUGUUUACUAUGAAAACCCACGACCCUCAACGGGGAUACAUCGAUUUGUAUUUGCAUUGUUUCGGCAAUUGGGAAGGCAAACUGUAAAUGCUCCACAACAACGCCAAAAUUUUAAUACAAGAGACUUUGCUGAACUCUACAAUCUUGGCUUGCCUGUUGCUGCUGUAUAUUUCAAUUGCCAAAGGGAGGGAGGCUGUGGUGGAAGGAGGUUUUAGAAUUCCAAUUCCACCUCUCCAUUUCAAUGAACUUAGCACUUGCUAAAAAUAAACGUAUAACAAUAUCGUUACAAUUGUAUUGUUAUCUUAUAGGUUUGUAAAUUGCGUUCUUUUAUCACAUGGGUUCACUUUUUUCUUUCUAUUUAUUUGUCCCCAUGUUUUGUACAUCUUUUGGUGCCAAUGGAAAGUAAGGUGAAUUACAUGAAGUAAUAAAAGUUUCGGUAUAUGCUUCUCUUGA
This is a messenger RNA of Beta vulgaris subsp. vulgaris (sugar beet), 965 nucleotides long. RefSeq names its product protein FLOWERING LOCUS T. The record is from RefSeq and is a predicted model, not a curated record. Lineage: Eukaryota; Viridiplantae; Streptophyta; Magnoliopsida; Caryophyllales; Amaranthaceae. The coding region runs from base 188 to 727 and encodes 179 amino acids. The transcript is spliced from 4 exons.